UCUUCCAGCAAAUGCUUUGCUAGAAUUUUUCUGAUUUUACAGCUAACUUGCUGUAAGGUUUUGUUUUGCUUCAUACCCAAAACUCUGACAUCUAUUCAUUUCCCAGAUGGCUAAACAAGGAACCAGAGCCCCUUGCUGUAGAACCCAAAAUUUUCACAUUCAAACACAGAAAUUCAAAUAUUUCUAACUGUUAACAAGAAAAUUCAAAAUCAUAUUAAAUUCGAACCUUACUAAAUAAAAAUAAAAAUCAACAACUAUAUAAUCCUGAAUUUUAAAAAUAGGAAUUAAAUUCACUCCUUCACUGGAUCAUCUAUAAGUAGCCUCUUUCUUGAUUAAGCUUCAACUCAAACCGGCCCAUAUAGACUUUGACAAAAACUUGGAAAAUGAGGCUUCAGCCAUACCAUGAUAUAGACCCUGAGGCAGGACCAGUUCCAAUAGAGUUGGGAGCUCCAGAGCUGCAUUGCUUCUUCAUUGCUAAAGUUUAUACAAUCAUAUCCAUACAACUACUCGUGACAGUUGCCGUGGCGGCUACAGUUAAUUUCGUUCAUCCUAUUACUAAUUUUAUUCUGCAUACCAAGGCAGGAUUGGCUCUAUACAUUGUCAUAAUCAUUAUUCCUUUCAUAGUUAUAUGCCCACUAUACUACUAUUACCGGCUGCGUCCUGUAAAUUAUCUUCUUCUUGGAGUAUUUACUACUGCUCUUGGAUUCUUGGUUGGACUUACAUGUGCAUUCACCAGUGGGAAAGUAAUUUUGGAAUCUGCAAUCCUAACAGCUGUAGCUGUUGUGAACCUUACUCUGUAUACAUUCUGGGCAGCAAAGAGAGGUCAUGAUUUCAGCUUUCUUGGUCCCUUCUUGUUUUCUGCCUUUAUUGUUCUUCUGCUGUUCUCUUUAGUCCAGAUUUUCCUUCCCUUGGGAAAGAUCACUAAAAUGAUAUAUGGGUGCUUGGCCUCGAUCUUAUUCUGUGGAUAUAUCAUUUAUGACACGGAUAACCUGAUCAAACGUUAUUCUUAUGAUGGGUAUAUCUGGGCAGCAGUUUCUUUGUAUUUGGAUAUCAUCAAUAUCUUCUUCUCGCUGCUAACUUUUUUCAGUGCCCAGGAUUAGCAAGAGAAGGAGGUAUUUUUCAUGGGUUCUGUUCCAUUUAUCCUCAUUUUUGUAUCUUUACUUCAGCAGAGAGAUGAACGCAGCCAGUGCCAGCACGUUCUAUAUUGUUGGAUCAAUAUUGUGUUUUAGACCCAUGUGCAGAUACACACUUUAAAUUUCCGGAGUUAAAAGUUAUUCGAUAAUAGUUAUUUCAUUCACUUAAGUAAUCAACUCGAUACCGUUUCCAUCAUCCAAGAUUAAUAAGUACACCCUGAUUAUUCCGGUGAAAGAAAUUUAAAUUUUAGACUUCUGGGGGUUUCAGGUUUGGCCU
Molecule: messenger RNA, 1410 nt
Organism: Ricinus communis (castor bean)
Lineage: Eukaryota; Viridiplantae; Streptophyta; Magnoliopsida; Malpighiales; Euphorbiaceae
Product: protein LIFEGUARD 2
Exons: 4
Coding region: 384-1100 (238 amino acids)
Cellular component (GO): membrane
Source: RefSeq, a predicted model, not a curated record